Toxorhynchites rutilus septentrionalis is the source of this 1695-nucleotide messenger RNA. RefSeq lists its product as uncharacterized. Lineage: Eukaryota; Metazoa; Arthropoda; Insecta; Diptera; Culicidae. The transcript is spliced from 3 exons. The coding region runs from base 294 to 1022 and encodes 242 amino acids. The record is from RefSeq and is a predicted model, not a curated record.
AUUUUUUUGUAUAACAAUUUCUCAUAAUUGCUUCUACUUUUUCAGAUAUCUACAAUCAGCGGUCGAAUUAAAAACAGUGCAGAAGGAUGUUUUGAGUAUAUUUUACCUUCUAGCCGCGCAAUCAAUGCUUUUCUUUCCAAGCAAGCAGCGUUUUUCGGCAAAAGCAUGAAAUAGAAUCGUACGUGGUACGAAUUUAUCGGCACAAUCUGAUCAAGGACGGAGGCAUCAUCAAACGGAAACUACGCGAAAAACUUUUCGAAGAGAUAAAACUGCGCCGCAACACUCGUGUGAAAAUGGACGAGUUGGGCUGGGUGCUGAUGAACCACAAUUUGAUAACACGUAAUGAGUCAAUCCAACAGCAUGCCAAUGGUAAUCGACCAAAUCAUUUUAAAUUGAACAUGGAGCGGUUGUGCAACCUACUGGAGCAGCAAGAACAGAACAAUCACGCUGAGUUGACUUCCAAAAAGCAAAACAAAUUCCUGCGUAUGCUGGAUGCAAUUUUACAAAACGACAUAGUUUUGAAGGAAAUUAAAGAGAUGGUAGCGGCGAAUCGACUUCUAUCGGAAAUUCGUUAUGUGACUACGGUGGAACGUAUGCUGAAACACAAUUUGGACCCCUCUUUGCGCUGCUGCUUUGUAUGCCGAGAGUAUUUCCGCACUGCCGAUGAGUAUACCAGUCAUUUCGAAAAAUUGCACGGUGAGAAAUUUCUUAUUGUUGCGGCGGUGGAUCGAUUUCAGACUAGUCAAAAGUUCAACGUUCUACAUCACUACAAUGCCCUUAAUCCGGUGACAAUAUUCACGAUUUGCAACGUAUACCACACAGCCCUAAUAAAAAAAAAACAAGAAAAGACGGGUCUAAUAUUUUACAAUAAAGUCUACAAUCUACCACUUUCCACGAAAAUCGGAGAACCACUAUAUCGGUUAGACAUGGAAUGGCUGAUACAUAUAAGGCAGAAAAAAUGUUUAACUUUGGAAUUCAACAUCCUAUAUUUCCUCGUACCAUUAAGUUCAUGGCGCAUUUGAUGUCGGUCAUCGUAACUGCUUCUAUGGAAAUGACGUGAGCAUAUGAUUUGAUUUUUGAUUUUUAUCUCCAUCUCGGAGAAAAGUGUGGUAAACAAUGUCCGGGUUAUUUUUCGUUAUGAGAACCUUGUUUCCACAUCCUUUUACUGCACAAUAAUACGGCAUCUGAAGUAAAUAAAAUAUUCACAAUAUAAUUUUGGCAUGAUAGAGAACCGCGAGAUGAACGAUUAUCUGUGGAGGAGUUGGACAACAGAUUUCUUAGACUUAUAGCACUUUUAUCACACUCACAAGCUAAUCAAAUCCUCACUGUCCCCCAAAAAUAUUGAAUAAUAUAUAAUUUUUUUACCAAAAUAUAUAUUUUAUUAAGGCACGUAGCUUGACGGGGCCGGGAGUCCAAUAUUUUAACAAUUUUUGUCUUACAACUAUGUUAGUAAUAUGUAACCGAUUACUCGCGGUUGGCUCGAGGUUAGUAUUACAAAGAUCUCAUAAUUGGGAUGUUGCAGUCUCCAGUACUAUGUAUGUGUGGCCGACACGGGAUACUUCCUAUUGGAGUAUAACUGACCAUUGAUCAGCGACGCCCCCCUAGUCUGUACCUCAUAUCAAUCGUGGUGCGUCUCUCUUGACUCGAGGAAUCCAGGGUAGAAUGGUCACUGGACGGUACAAUCUUCAGCUCGUG